AUGGUUGGGGAUUUCUACAUAAAAUUUAGAAAUGAGAGUAGUGUCUGUCGUGAGUAUGUAGUUGUCGUGGAGGAUGUGGAUGAGGAAUUUCAUGUCAUAUGUAACCCUUUUGAGCCUAUGAUUGUUUGCAGUUGCAGGAAAUUUGAGACGUAUGGUGUUCUUUGUUCCCAUGCUCCCAAAAUUUUAGAUGUACUAGAUAUCAAGAAAAUUCCUGAAUCAUAUGUUUUGAGGAGAUGGACUAGGGGAGUGAGGAAUAUUGAGGUGGAAGACAUUCAAAGAAAAUUAGUUAAGGAAAAUAUGAAGUUGGAUUAUACACAGCGCUACAAUGUUCUUUGUCCUUUGUAUAUUAAACUAAUUUCACAAGCAUCAACUUCAAAUGAGGGAUACACUUUGGAUCACAAAAAUGCCCAUGAGUUAAGUAAACAACUUCAAAAUCUACAAUGCAAUGAGGAGGAUCCAGAUGACAGUGCUGAGAGUCCCAUUGUGCAAUUACAGAACAAAGGGUUGAAGAAGAAAGAGAAAAGCCACUGUGGAAAAAGAAUGAAAUCUAGGGUUGAAAUGCAAAAGAAAAAGGCGAACAUGGGAGGUCAUUCCCAAUCCCAUGGUGCUCAUCAAAGUCAACCAAAUACAACCUCCUAUCCAGUACAAAUGGCUCCAUCUUAUAUAUGGCAUAGUGUGGAUAACUCAUCUUCCUUUACGACUCCAUCAAUGGGACAUAUUGGUUAUUCACAUUCAAGUUUAUAUUCCUCUCAAGGCUCAACAUCAGUGCCCCACCUUAGUUAA
Messenger RNA from Telopea speciosissima, 783 nucleotides. Its product is annotated as protein FAR1-RELATED SEQUENCE 1-like. Bases 1 to 783 code for a protein of 260 amino acids. The record is from RefSeq and is a predicted model, not a curated record. Gene Ontology annotation, molecular function: zinc ion binding. NCBI's taxonomy places the organism in Eukaryota, Viridiplantae, Streptophyta, Magnoliopsida, Proteales, Proteaceae. Gene Ontology annotation, biological process: regulation of DNA-templated transcription. The transcript is spliced from 2 exons.